Closterium sp. NIES-67 is the source of this 2776-nucleotide messenger RNA. The record is from the annotation of a GenBank genome assembly. NCBI's taxonomy places the organism in Eukaryota, Viridiplantae, Streptophyta, Zygnematophyceae, Desmidiales, Closteriaceae.
CUCCUUCAUUGAGGCAGAUUCAGGAGUAUGUCUUAUUUCAAAUCGUUCAUGAUGUCGCCCUUAUCUUCCCACCGCUUCUAAGAGCGGACGUGAUAAUCUCCAUAGCGAUAUUCCGUGGCUGAGAAAAUCUCGAAAUUCCAUUGGUAGUCCAGGCAUAUGGCUACAUCGCUCGGGCAGUAUCACCUGGCAGUCUUGUUCCACCGGCUCUUGAGGCUUUCUUAGCCUUGCUCAUAAUGUUCUUAAAGCCGGUAUCCUGCUACUGUAAGUACCUUUUACUCUAGUGCGACGCGGCGACGCCAGGCUGGCCCCAUGGAUGGGGCCGUCGUCCGGCUCAUGCGACAGAAGGUGCCGCGAAUCGUCGCAUUCCCUGUCGCAUUCCUCCUGGGAGUCGCCCUGCUGCUCGUCACCCGUCAGCCAGCGGAGAUCGCGCGAGUAGAGGACCUCUUCGAGGCAUCCCCUCCCACCGCUCUCUCAACUUUCCCUCCACCGUCCGAUGCUUCAUCGGCUCGCCUUUCGCCGUCCGAUAUCCCAUUCCGGGAAAACCAGGAGAGAACGAAUAUCAGCGAAGAUGACACGCGAGAAGCUGGCGAUGAGGUUCAUGAGAGGAGGAUAGAAGCGGGUAUGAGCGCACGUGAUAUUAGCGAAAACAGUCUUGCCGAUAGAAGCACUGACGAUGAUAAUGAUCCUGACGACGAGCAGUGCUGGGACGGGCGGGUGCGCGUGUACGUGUACGACCUCCCGCGGCGGAUGAACCUGGGCCUGCUGGAGCCCAAGUGGAAGACGCGGCAGCGGGAGAGGACCAACCAGAGCAUCGACGACGCGCCCAUCCGGGCGUGGGCGUGGCCGGCGCAGGGAGACGUGCAUCCGACCGCGUGGCAGCACAGCCUCGAGUACUACCUCGUCGCUGACUUGCUUCAUGCGCCCUCUGAGCGAGACCCUGGAGUGGCGGCGGUGAGGGUGAGGGACCCUGCGCAGGCGGACGUGUUUCUGGUGCCCUUCUUCGCUUCCACCAUGGUCAACCUGCUCAGGCGCAAGGACUUCCCCACCUACAAGGCUCUAGCGAUGGAACUGGCGGAGCUCAUGAAUGCCUCGCCCUGGUGGCACAGACGAGGCGGCAGGGACCAUGUGCUGUGCGUCACCCACCCCAAUGCGCUGGAGUCCGUGCGGCACUACAUGGCUGCUGCCGCCUUCAUUGCUGUGGACCUCGCCAGGUAUGCACCAGGGGAGGCUGAUCUGCACAAGGACAUAAUAGCGCCGUAUGGGCACCUGGUGGAGACAUACACAGCGGAGGAGGAGAGGCGGGACGCCCUGAGACAACAGAGGAGUCAUGCGGGCACAGGCACGGAGGGAGGGAAGAAAAGAGAUGAGGAGGAGGCGGGAAGGAGGGGGGGACAUGGACGGGGAGGAGAGGCAGCGGUAGCUGAAGCAAAAGCUGAGGCUGGGAGCCGCAAAAUGGUGGAGAGGGAGGGUGGUGGGGAUGGGGGGGAAGAAGAGGAGGAGGAUGAGUUGGAUGGGGGGAGGGAUGGGGUGCGACAGGGGAGAGUGGGGAAGAGGGAGGAGGGCAUUGCAGAUGGCGAUGAGGAGACAGACGCAGGGACAGGAGACAGGGCAGUGGAUAAGGGAAGCCGCAAGGAAGAGCGGGAAGAGGGGGAGGAGGAGGAGGAGGAGGAGGAGGAGGACAAGGGUGAGAAGGAUGCAGAUGGGGAGGGGGAGAGGAGGCGACUGGUGGGUCAAAGGAGACAGCUGGGGGGUGAGGAGGAAUCAGAGGAGGGGGAGGAGGAGAGUGGGGGAGAGAAAGAAGGGAGCAGUGAAGGUGAAGAGGAGGAAGGGGAUGAUGGGAAGGAGGAGAAACAAGGAGAUGAUGCAAGUGACGGUGAUGGGAGUGACAGAUUGCAUGGGCAAGGGAGCAGAGUGGAAGCAGGAGCAGCAGGAGCAGCGGAAGAAGCGGGUGGAGCUGCCGACACAGGAGAGGCGGAUGCGGGGGUGUUUGCGCGGCGCAAGACACUGCUCUACUUCCAAGGCACGCUGCACAGAAAGGAUCGGCGCAAGGCACUGUUUGAGGAGCUCCAGGGGGAGGCGGACGUGCAUGUGAGGGAAGCAGCGGGCUCCAGCCAGUCCAUACGAGAUUCCCAGCAAGGCAUGCGGCAGUCGCGCUUCUGCCUGCACGUGGAGGGCGACACGCCCUCCUCGUCGCGCUUCUUCAACGCCCUCAUGAGCGGCUGCGUGCCCGUGGUCGUCAGCGACUAUGUCGAGCUGCCCUUCGAGUCAACCCUCGACUACUCGCACCUCGCGCUCUUCUUCUCACAAGAGGAUGCACUAGUCAAGGGUCGUCUAGUCUCCGCCCUGCGCCAGCUGUCAGAGCAGGAUUGGCUGGCGAUGUGGCACAGGCUGCAUCAAGUGCAGAGGCACUUUGAGUUUCAGCACCCAGCCAAGGCAGGAGACGCGGUGGACAUGGUGUGGCAGGAGGUGCGGAACCGGCUGCCGAGCAUGCGACUAUUGGCGCACCGCGACACACGACUGACCAUUCCCGACUGGAGUGCUUGAGGAAUCCUUCUUCAGGCGCCUCACGAAUGUGCUUUCGGAGCACCGCGAUGCACGGCAUGACGACUGACCAUUCCCAACUGGAGUGCCUGGGGACCCAUGCUCGCUGCUUGAUCGUGCCUUGGAUGUGGCUUGUUUGGAUGCCAUGGUACGGGUAGUACCUGAAUGUGAAUAAGGCGAUCCCAACCCAAACCAAUUGUUAGAUAAUGAUGGAGCAAUGGCCCACCUGCAACUC